Molecule: messenger RNA, 801 nt
Organism: Monoraphidium neglectum
Lineage: Eukaryota; Viridiplantae; Chlorophyta; Chlorophyceae; Sphaeropleales; Selenastraceae
Exons: 1
Coding region: 1-801 (266 amino acids)
Source: RefSeq, a predicted model, not a curated record
AUGCAGGCGCCCGGCGCGCUCGCGCGGCCGCCACGGCUGCGGACGACGGCGGCGCCACAAGCACCAUGGGGCGCGCGGCCCGCUGCCCCGGCGCGUGGCUGGGGGCCCGGCACCCUCCUUACAAAAUCAAUCAGCAGGCGCUGCACCGCGCUACGCCGCUGCGCAGCGGCAUCAACAGCUGCUGCCACACAGCAUCAGCUGCAGCUACAGCCGGCGCUGGGCCGCUGUGCAUCAGCGGGCGCCCUCGAAAUUGGGCCCACCCAGCAGCGGCCGCGCCACGCGCACACCGUACACCAGCGGCAACAGAAGCAGCAGCUGCCCCCAUUCCUGAACCUGCAGCGCCCGCGCCGCUGCUCGCACGCCUGCCGCGCCGCGUGGCGGCCGCCCGGCGGCGGCGACGCGGGCGGCGGCGACCCCGGCUCGGACGGCGUCCGCCCCGACGCGUUCGGCCGCACCCCGCCCCCGCGGCCGCCGUCAUCUUGGUCAGACCUGCCUGACCCCUGGGAAGCCACCGCCCGCGCAGCUUCCGCGCAGCCGCCGCCCGGGCCCGGCAACGGCGGCAACGGCAACGGCGCGCCGCCGCCGCCGCCGCCGCGGCGGGGGCCGGAUUACGAGAUGACGGAUUGGGGGUGGGACGCGCCGGAGCAGGGGUGGGACCCGACGGAGGGGCUGUCGCCCGAGCAGCUGGCGGGGAUGCAGGCGGACUACGACGCGUAUCUGCAGCGGCAGCGGGCGGCGGAGAGUCCGCCGAGAGACAAGUGGAUCACGCCGCUGUUGGACUGGCAGGUGUGUGGGGGGUGA